Molecule: messenger RNA, 3041 nt
Organism: Anastrepha obliqua
Lineage: Eukaryota; Metazoa; Arthropoda; Insecta; Diptera; Tephritidae
Product: autophagy-related protein 13 homolog
Exons: 1
Coding region: 524-2104 (526 amino acids)
Biological process (GO): autophagosome assembly; mitophagy; piecemeal microautophagy of the nucleus
Cellular component (GO): cytosol; phagophore assembly site; extrinsic component of membrane
Source: RefSeq, a predicted model, not a curated record
AAUCUUCGUUCGUGUGUUCAUAUCGCAUAUCGUUUACGUGUUUCAUUCAAAGUGGACAGAAUUGGAUGUUGGAAAAGUCGAGUUGAGUGCAAAAUAAAAAAUACUUUGUUUCAGAGAGAAUAUUGUUUAAACUGAAGUUGAAAUAAUGUGAGAACAAUGUUACAAAUAUUUGAAUCUUUAAAUAGUGUCGAAAUAAUUAAUAAGUUUUCUGAAAUCAAUGCAAAUUUCGCCAGCUGCAAUUUUAUGAAUGAAUAAUGAGAAAACGCAGUUAUAGCGAAUGUACAUGGAAGCAAACAGAAAAAUUUAAUAGGAAAGAAUUCCAAACAAUAAAAAGAGCUGAAAAGUUUUUAAGUUGUAGUGAUUGAAGUGAACCAAGUGAAAAAAACGUACUUUGGACUGUGUAAUUACCAUACGCAGAAGAGGCAAACACUGCAUAUUGCGAAAGUACAUUGCGUGCAUAUUGCAAAAAUCACGCCCACAGACGAAAACAUAUCAAAAGUGCAUUGUAAAAUAAGCCUGAAAAAUGUCUGGUCAACGUGUCAAUGUGAAUGCUGCUGAAAAGGACGUGGAGAAGUUUAUAAAAUUUUUGGCGCUGAAGUCAACUCAAGUCGUUGUUCAGUCGCGCUUAGGUGAAAAAAUACAGACUCCAUGUAAUCCACUCGCUACUGGUAGUGAUUGGUUCAAUAUAGUUAUACAGGACCAUCCUGAUAUUUAUGCUGAAACGAAGCGUGCGUUAGCAUUGGAACCUGGUCAAAGCAUAUUAAAGCGAUUGCCUCUGUGUGUCGAGAUUUCGCUACGCACAGUGGAAGGAGACCAAAUGGUGCUAGAAGUGUGGUCUUUAGAUAUACAACUACCUGGUUGUCAUAAAAAUUGUAAAGAUGACAUAUGCGAAGUACUCAUAAAGAAUGCAGAAAAUGGCAAGGGCGGCGUCGCAAAUGGUACAGGCGCAACUUUAUCGGAGCAACAGACUUUGAAGGCAGCGCACGCUAUUUAUAACCGAAUGGGCAUUCUACUGAAGUCACUUAUCUCGUUGACACGUGCUACUCCAGGAUACAAAUUAUCCCGACGUCAAUGUCCAGAAGCAUAUGGUAUUUACUAUCGAAUUUACGUGGAUAGGCCACAGUUGCACACCUUAGGCGAAGGCCAUAAAAAUGUGAAAAUCGGGCAGCUAAAUACGAUAGUUGGUACCUUGAGUAUGUCAGUUUCUUACCGUACCAAAAUGACGAUCACACCCACAACCGCAGAUGCACAAAAUGGUGAAGGCAACACAAUCAUGCUAAAGUCUGACCAUUUUCGUCGUAACGAUUCUUCGCCCACUCAAAACGUAUCUUUAACAGGGUUGAAAAGAGGUACGGGUGCAAAUGGUGAAAGAAGAGUAGUUGAUAUUGAAAAGCCAUUGCGCCCAGGAGCGUUCACAGAUGUUGGCAAACUGCGACAAUGGACGGAAAAAGAUUAUGUUUUACCUGAAACACCACCGUUUGAAUGGCUAUUGCGUCGUCCACGCCACGAAAGCGGAGGGUCUGCAGGUUCAGUCGAGUCAUUAAAUAAAAAGAGUGAUGGCAGUGCAGCAGUACCGAAUUCGUGUAAUGGCCAAGAGCAAGGCAUUCAAAAUAAUAACGACGGCGUGGUCAAUAAUGCCAAUAAUAAUACAAAGGUGAUUAAUAACAACAAUGUAAUGGCGUUUAAGAGUUUAGAGAAUGGACAAAAUGGUACACAAACAAAAACGCCAACCGACAGUGGCACGCUCUCACAGUCACCCAUCAAAAGUCUUUUUGUACCCGCCCCAACAACGUCGCGUCACAGUACAGCGCCAACACAUUUACCAAUGCAUCGGCCCGAUGAUGGUAACCUGCUCAAAGAGUUGAACUUUCCUUUUGCCUUACCAAAUUCACAUGUAAAUGAUUUGGCGAAAUUUUAUCGUGAUUGCUAUCAUGCGCCUCCACUACUUGGACUGAACGAAACACAACCGGAGACAGCGGUGGAAGAAUUAGAGGAAUUUGAAACAUCCUUAGAAGACUACGACGAACUAGUUUCGCAACUCGCGUUAAGUACAUCUUCUUCUACGGGCAGCCGCAGCAGUGGUGGACUACAAAUGAGCAACUAAUACCAACUGAACGGGGUAAAAGAUUAAUUGAUACUAGUAUAAGUACAUAAAUAGAUAUGUAGGUAGUUAAUAGAGUAAGCACGAAAGCCGAGGAACUAUUCACUAGAAUUACGAUCAAACGACUAGGCUUGCAUUUCUUUAAUUUGCAUUAUUUAUUCUUAAUUUUAUAACAAUAUAAGGUUUGCAUAUACAUAUACAUACAAAAUAUAAUAAGACUUAUUUGUUAAGUGUUUAUAUUUAGUAAGUACAUAAAUAUUGUUUAAAUGAUCAAUUGUUACGGAAAAGAACACUGUGUGCAGAAGACGUUUUUUUUGGAAAUUUGUACUGUUAUGCCUCUGUUUCAAUUGGUAAAUCAGUGACUAAGAUAAGAUAAUCAGUUCUGUAUUAAUGCGAAAAUUUACCCAAAAUAUGUUAAUAUUCAAAAAGGAAUAGGUAUCUGAAGCUAUUCCUUGUAACGAAGUUUCCUUUACUUACUCAAAUCUGAUAUUGUUUUAUGUCUGCAACCUGCACACGGUAUGGUUUAGUGCCUUCUUUAACAAAUAUUUUGCUACGAAAAUAUAAAUGAAAAUGCUAAAAUAAUUUACCUCUAUUGUGUUAAAGAUGAAGGCAUACAUAUUAUUUUUAUGUACAUGUAAAAUAAAGAUUUAAUUAAAAAAAUAAAAUAGUUUUAAAAAAUUGAAGACUAAAAUUUUAUACAUAUGUAUGUAAUUCUUUCCGAGUAAAUGGUGAAAGAAGCAAUAAUUUUUUGUUUUCUUUAAAGAAAAUUAUCGGAGUGCAUCAAUUGCCUAGUAUCUGCAUAAUAAACAGCAGAAUUGUUUAAGUAAUUAUAGUUCAAAGUUCUUUAGACGAGCAUGCAUAUUACAUAUGUACAUACGUGCAUCCAUGUAAAUAAAUUCAUACAAAUACAUAUACAUAAUUAAAAAAAAAACUCAUUCAA